GCCUCAUCAUCGCUCAUCAUUCUACAGACAUUCCAAGUAACAGGUCUGGGCCGCCGCACGUCGGCAGCCCAGAGUCGAUCAUCUGCUGGGCGGGUAGGCCGCACAGUGCGCAUCGGCUGGAGAGACACUACCAGCUGCAGGUGCAGGCCCUAUGGAGUUGCCGCUGCGGCGCGACGUCACUGAUACGUGCAUUGACAAAGUCUCAGCUCAACCCAGUUUCAUUAUCGAUAGGCCGACUGCAGAUUAAGAAGCAUCCAACUUCCUGCCUUCGCUUUGUGCCCACAGGCGACGGGACUGCAGCCUGUCCACUGCGCCCGUGGUCCCCAAACAAUCAUCGCACAAUGGGGCUUGUGCCAUGUCCAUCCGUCAGCUCCCUGACCAUGUCAUUGACAAGCUCAAGUCCUCGGCCGCCGUCACCUCGCUGAACGGCGUCGCGUGCGGGCUCGUCACCAAUUCGCUGGACGCCGGCGCCUCGCGUAUCAACGUUCGCCUCGACUUUGCCCGCGGCGACUGCCUCGUCGACGAUGAUGGCUCCGGCAUAGAGCCUCGCGAGUUUCUCGAGGACGGCGGCCUUGCCAAGCUCCAUCACACCUCCAAGAUCCCCGAAUCUCCGGCCCUCCAUGGCAGACGGGGUGACUUCGUUGCCGCUGUGGCGGCUCUGUCAAUGCUUUCGGUGGCAUCCCAUCAUUACCGACACAUCUCGUCGGCUUACCUAUCGAUACACAACUCUCAGGUCUUGGCCCGGCGUGUUCCAGCACCCCCAGAACAACGUUUCGACGUCUUCGACCAUGGCACCCGGGUGUCCGUCCGCUCUCUGUUCGGAUCCAUGCCUGUCAGGGUCAAGCAUCGAGCGUCGGUUUUUCGGGAGCGUUCCGCCAUCGACAAGGAAUGGGGCAGCCUCGUUCGGGAAGUCAUGACAAUGCUACUCUCAUGGCCGAGCCAGUUGUCCGUGUCGUUACACGAGGCGAACACCCAGCGCCAAUUACGGCUCAAGUCCGGUUGCAACACAGAUCUCGUUGCGCGGGUGUCCAGUCUCUUCGUUCAGGCGUCACUGGCCGAUUCCGCGGACGCCUCAUCGUGGGUCCCCGUGUCAGCUUCAUCUCGCCAGGUGCGCAUUAAAGGAUGCGUGUCCACAACUCCGGUUGCUACAAAGCGGUCGCAGGCCAUGAGCCUCGGCAUUCAGGCCAUACUAGACAGCCACGACUCAAACGUUCUCUACGACGCCGUCAACAAGGUGUUUGGCAACUCUAGCUUUGGUGUUGUUGAGGAUGCUGAGGGAGCAGGCCCGAACUCAAAGCUCCGAAAGGGGCUUGAACGAUGGCCCAUGUUCUACUUUCAAAUCCACUUGCUCGGAUCCAGCGUCCAGUCGAGAGGACUUGAUGACUCUCAGAAUGCGCUGAGUGACAUUGCGGGCUUGCUGCAGACGAUCUCCUUUGAGUUCCUCAAGAAGCAUCGCUUUCGGCCUCUGGCCAUCGAAAGACUGUCAGACAAGUCAAUAUUCUCUACAGCAAAGGUGCUGAAGCGCUCAGGCAAGUCAUCCAGCCGGUCACCUGCACCAUCACAGGGAAGAACCAGCCCGCCGCUACCUCGUGACUCUGCUCGCGGAGUCAGAGCAGAGAGCCCCUUUGGCGAUUGGCAUCGCGAGAAGGUUGGGUGGGCAAUGUCCAAUCUCCACGGUCCAAAGCCACUGCCGAAUGAACGGGGCCGGAGGCAAUCUCCAGGCGCAGGUAGACGACGCCUGGUAGGCCAAGGUGGAAAACUCGUCCGCAAGCCGUUCGAAGACCCUCUGAUGGACGAGUCAGAGCCCGUCCAGUCCGCGGAUGGCGUCGUCAGAGCCAAUUCCGCCUCCGAGUGCGCACCUGACGCAGGGCACCAAACGAAGCGUCUCCGAGUCCUCGCGAGCCGGCCCAAGCCUGCUCCUAGCCCAUGGCUUCAGGGAAUUCUCGACUCAUGGAGGAAUCCGGUCUUUGAGACCGCUCCGACAGCAGUGCCCCAGAUUUCUGGUGAUGACCCCGUGGGCAUCCUAUAUCGAGGCACGUCAGGCUUGCAUCACUGCCAGAGCAAAGAAGCGAACGUCAAUCUCGAAGUAGGAUCCGUCAGCCUUGCCGGACGUCUCUCGCGUUCUGCCAUGGCUGAAGCAGAAUUUGUCGCCCAGGUCGAUCGCAAAUUCAUUCUCAUCAAGCUGCCUUUGGUGUCAGCGACUCAAAUGCCUGCUGACAGAAAAUCGCAGGCACUAGUCAUGGUGGACCAGCACGCAGCCGACGAGCGAUGCCGAUUGGAAGAGCUCAUGGCGGGAUACUUUAAUAGAGAUGCAGAUCUCGUCAAGCCGGUGACGCAGUCAUUGGACCAAGACAUUGUAUUUGAAACGCCGAAAGGGGAGGGUGAGCUCAUCGAUCGUCAUCGCGGCCAUUUCCAGGCAUGGGGCGUCUCUCUUGUUGUCGAGUCGGAACCAGGCGCGUUCACGGUCAGGGUCACGGGCCUCCCGCCGAGUAUACUCGAGAGAUGCCGCGGUGAGCCUCGCCUCAUCAUCGAUCUAAUACGCAAGGAGACGUGGGCGCUGGAAGACAGCAACGCCGUUCCAGAGCGGUCCCUCUCGCGGGAGGCGCGCAGGUCAUGGCCGUCUUGGUUCCGCGGCUGUCCACCGGGGAUCCUCGAGCUGCUCUUCUCGCGGUCCUGCCGCAGUAAGUGACCACCCAGGCAGCACGACCCAUUCAGGCACUUGAGCAGGAAGGGCCACGGUCUCUAACACACGUGUCCUUCUUCGCAGGCGCCAUCAUGUUCAACGACGAGCUGACGCCCGACGAAUGCCGAGCGCUGGUGGGACGGCUCUCGCGGUGCGCAUUCCCGUUCCAGUGCGCACAUGGGCGGCCGAGCAUGGUGCCGCUGGCGGAUCUAGGUCCGGGAAGCAGCCGCAUCGGGGGCUGGCGGGACGGGACGGCCAUCGAGGCGGAGCGGUGGAAGAGCUGGUGGAUGGAUAGGCAAGACCAGGGACAGUGAGGCAGUGAUGCUCGGAACUUGACCGAAUAGGGGGAUGCGGACUGUGGCUGGUGAUGGCUUGUUUUGACGUCGGUCGAGCAGACACAUCACGAAGUAGAGCAUCAAGAGUUCACAAUCGGCGAACAACAGCAAGGGAAAAACUACUUUUCGACCUGCCA
This is a messenger RNA of Purpureocillium takamizusanense, 3155 nucleotides long. It is a transcript of the gene MLH3, whose product is annotated as DNA mismatch repair protein, variant 2. Gene Ontology annotation, molecular function: ATP-dependent DNA damage sensor activity; ATP hydrolysis activity; ATP binding. Bases 356 to 2689 code for a protein of 777 amino acids. Gene Ontology annotation, cellular component: mismatch repair complex. The transcript has 2 exons. NCBI's taxonomy places the organism in Eukaryota, Fungi, Ascomycota, Sordariomycetes, Hypocreales, Ophiocordycipitaceae. The record is from RefSeq and is a predicted model, not a curated record. Gene Ontology annotation, biological process: mismatch repair.